AUGGCUACUGCAAUUGCUCGCGUACGGUUCGCGGCCAAGCUGCCGGCUCCGGUUCGAUCCUUUAGCUCAACUCCGAGAGUUGCUUCUGCGACUGGAGGAGUCAAGCGAUUGGGUGUCAUUGGUGCUGGACAGAUGGGAUUGGGCAUCGCUCUCGUGGCCGCUCAAAGGGCACAGGUACCCGUAACACUUGUAGAUGCAUCCAAGCCAGCUCUCGACAAGGGCAUGGCAUUUGCUGAGAAACUUCUGGCAAAGGAUGUGUCCAAGUCUAGAAUUACCCAGGAACAAGCCGACCAGGCUCGCUCAUUGCUCUCUCCGGCCAACUCUAUUGAUCACCUCUCAGACGUCGACUUCGUCAUCGAGGCUGUUCCCGAGAUCCCUAACCUCAAAUUCGAAAUCUUCUCCAAGCUGGCUGAGGUCUGCCCCAAGCAUGCCAUUCUCGCCACGAACACUUCAUCAAUUUCCAUCACCCGCAUCGCGGCUUCCACGACUAAGGAUCCUACAGACACCUCGGCCAGCUCCCGUGUCGUCUCCACCCACUUCAUGAACCCCGUUCCUAUCCAGAAGGGCGUGGAAAUCAUCAGCGGCCUUCAGACCAGCCAGGAGACUUUGGACAAGGCCGUUGCUUUCUGCAAGGCCAUGGGCAAGGUCACUUCUGUCUCUGCCGACUCUCCGGGUUUCCUCGCCAACCGUAUUCUCAUGCCCUACAUCAACGAGGCUGUGAUCUGCUUGGAGACGAACGUCGGUGACAGAGAUUCUAUUGACGCCAUCAUGAAGAACGGUACCAACGUGCCGAUGGGUCCUCUUCAGCUUGCCGACUUCAUUGGUCUGGACACUUGUCUCGCCAUCAUGAAGGUGCUCUACGAGGAGACCGGCGACUCCAAGUACCGACCUAGCGUGCUCCUGCGCAAGAUGGUCGAUGCCGGCUGGCUCGGAAAGAAGAGUGGAAAGGGCUUCUACGAUUACUAG
Molecule: messenger RNA, 966 nt
Organism: Colletotrichum karsti
Lineage: Eukaryota; Fungi; Ascomycota; Sordariomycetes; Glomerellales; Glomerellaceae
Product: 3-hydroxybutyryl- dehydrogenase
Exons: 3
Coding region: 1-966 (321 amino acids)
Biological process (GO): fatty acid metabolic process
Molecular function (GO): oxidoreductase activity, acting on the CH-OH group of donors, NAD or NADP as acceptor; NAD+ binding
Source: RefSeq, a predicted model, not a curated record